This is a messenger RNA of Elgaria multicarinata webbii, 1242 nucleotides long. RefSeq names its product homer scaffold protein 2 (gene HOMER2). Bases 1 to 1182 code for a protein of 393 amino acids. The transcript is spliced from 9 exons. NCBI's taxonomy places the organism in Eukaryota, Metazoa, Chordata, Lepidosauria, Squamata, Anguidae. Gene Ontology annotation, biological process: G protein-coupled glutamate receptor signaling pathway; regulation of store-operated calcium entry. Gene Ontology annotation, cellular component: dendrite; cytoplasm; postsynaptic density. Gene Ontology annotation, molecular function: G protein-coupled glutamate receptor binding. The record is from RefSeq and is a predicted model, not a curated record.
AUGUGCGAAGUCGGGACGCGCCCUGCGCUGCCGGCCGGCGACCGAGGAGGCGGAGAGACCCCUCCGGCUAGCGCGCUGUCGCCGCCGGGCUGUCCGCCCGGGGAGAAGUGCCGAGACAUGGGAGAGCAGCCCAUCUUCACCACCAGAGCGCAUGUCUUCCAAAUUGACCCUACCACCAAGAAGAACUGGGUUCCUGCAAGCAAGCAGGCUGUAACUGUUUCCUACUUCUAUGACAGCACGAGAAACAGCUAUCGGAUAAUCAGUGUGGAUGGAGCCAAGGUGAUUAUAAAUAGCACAAUCACACCUAAUAUGACCUUCACGAAAACAUCACAGAAAUUUGGCCAGUGGGCGGAUAGCAGAGCAAAUACUGUGUUUGGUCUGGGUUUCUCUUCUGAGCAGCAGCUGACAAAGUUUGCUGAGAAAUUUCAAGAAGUGAAAGAAGCUGCCAGAUUAGCCAGGGAGCGAUCACAAGAAAAAAUGGAGACAUCCAGCAAUCAUUCCCAAGAAUCGGGGCGUGAAACUCCCUGUUCUACUCGGGCAUCCAGUGUGAAUGGAACGGACGACGAGAAGGCAUCGCAUGGCGGUCCCUCGGAUGCACAGCUAAAAACAGAGAAUGACAAACUGAAACUCGCCCUCGCCCAAAGUUCUUCCAAUGUAAAGAAAUGGGAAACAGAAUUGCAGUCUCUUAGGGAAAGCAAUGCCCGUCUGACUUCUGCGCUCCAGGAAUCCGCGGCCAGCAUAGAACACUGGAAAAAACAGUUUUCCAUUUGCAAAGAAGAGAACGAUCAACUUAGCAGUAAGAUUGAGGAGCUCGAAGACCAGUGCAACGAAAUCAAUAAGGAGAGAGAGCGGAAUGCUCAGCUGAGCCGGCGCCUCCAGGAACUGGAGACAGAGCUUCAAGACAAGGAGCUGGAAUUAGAGGACCUUCGGAAACAGGGUGAAAUCAUACCACAGCUCAUGACAGAAUGUGAAACGGUAUCUCAGAAAUUGCAGGCUGCUGAGAAAAGGAAUAAAGACCUGGAGGAGAAAGUCAGAGCUCUAAGGACGGAGGUAGAAGAGAGCAAACACAGGCAAAGCAACCUUAAGACUGAGCUACAGACUUUUUUAGAUGUGCUAGAUGGGAAGAUCGAUGAAUUACAUAAUUUCCGGCAAGGACUCUCUAAACUGGGAGUUGACAAUUAGGGAAAAGCAACAUUUCUCUCCCCACCCCCCAAAAACACUAACAUUUGGUGUGUGUGUGUG